Messenger RNA from Heterobasidion irregulare TC 32-1, 1005 nucleotides. RefSeq lists its product as uncharacterized. The record is from RefSeq and is a predicted model, not a curated record. Bases 75 to 806 code for a protein of 243 amino acids. Gene Ontology annotation, biological process: phospholipid translocation; retrograde transport, endosome to Golgi. The transcript is spliced from 8 exons. Lineage: Eukaryota; Fungi; Basidiomycota; Agaricomycetes; Russulales; Bondarzewiaceae. Gene Ontology annotation, cellular component: trans-Golgi network; endosome.
ACUGGAGAGCUCUACUGCAACCUGUUCAAUAGCUCACCUGCCGGAAGCCUCGCGAGCCUCCUCACUCAAUAGAAAUGCCUUCCACAUGGGUAUCGACCUUGGCGUCGAUAGGAAUGGCCGUAGGACCACCUCUGGUCUACGCUGACCAGGCUGUGUCCAUUGUACGCAAAAAAGACUCGACAGGCUUUUCUCGCGAUAUAUGUGCUGUAUUACUGCUUGCCAAUAUCACUCGAUGCUUCUUCUGGCUAGGAAACCAAUUCGAGUUCGCGCUCUUGAUGCAGUCGCUACUCAUGAUCGUAGCGCAGCUGGCGCUGUUGUAUAUCUGCAUACUUUACCGCCCGCGUCUUAGUCCUGAGAACCUCGGUUCUUCUACGCGCCCGUUUUCCUUCUGGCAGUGGAACACCUUUUCCCAGCAUGUGGAGUUUCUGGCCGGCUAUAUCAUCUGCCUCACCAUCUUGACGCUCAUAUUCGGUCGCAUGGAGCUGUUCGUGACACUCAUGGGCUAUGUCGCUCUUGGUCUGGAGAGCACGUUGCCCAUCCCGCAGAUGAUUAGUAAUUUCAAGCAGAAGUCUCUGUACGGAUUCCGAACGUCCACUCUACUAGGCUGGGUUGGGGGAGAUUCAUUCAAGAUGGUAUAUUUCUUCUUGCAAGGGUCGCCAUUGCAAUUCAAAGUUUGUGCAAUAUUUCAGCUGUCGAUCGAUUUUGUCAUUGUUGCGCAGCGUCUUUAUUAUGGAGCUGCACCACCACCAACAGUCCUGGUAGACGACGACGAUCUGGAGCAGGCGUUGGCGCUGGCCGAGGAAUAGAUGUCGGGUCGUUAUCAUGUAAUAUGAGUUUUGGGGGAUCAUAGUCACUACAGAGAUUGUUCCAUAUCACAAGGCCAACCGGAACUUCGCUCCAGUGGUUCACAGAUGCACAUUGCCUCGCAGUUUCCUAUAUGGUUGAUUGAACAGCGUCGUGUUUUGACUUGGUCAUGUCUGAACUUCUAAUAACAUUACAAACUAC